AUGAAGUCCGCAGUCGUCAUUCUCUCUCUUGCCGCAGCUGCUGUUGCUCAAGAUGUUGCCGCCCUUGCUCAAUGUGGUCAAACCUGCGCCAAUAACAUGAUGGCCGCUGGUAAGGCUCAGGAGCUCGGCUGCAAGCAGAGCGACUUGAAGUGCCUCUGCGCCAACCCUAACUUCAUGUACGGUCUCCGUGACUGUUCACACGCCAUCUGCAGCCAACAGGAUGCCAACAAGGUCGUCGAGUAUGGCAUGCAAGUUUGCAAGGGCGCCGGUGUCGAGGUUACUGGUGGAAACGGCGGAAGCGGUGGCGCUAGCCAGACUGGUGGCAACGGUGGUUCGUCUCAGACCGGUGGUAACAGCGGUGCUACUCACACUGGUGAUGGUGGCAGCGGCGCUCAUGUCACCACCAUCUACAGCACGGCCACUGGCACGGAUGGCAAGGUCGUUACCACUCCGGUUGCUACCUCUACCAUUACCGGAGGCAGCGGUGGUUCUGGCGGCUCGGUUGUUACCUACACCACCAACGGCUCUCAAGUCGUUACGACUCUCUCCACUAUGAUGAGCAAUCCCACUGGCACCGAGAGCUCUGGUGCUACCCAGACCGGCUCUGGCUCUGAGACUUCCACUGGAGGCUCUGGCACUGAAACUGGUGGCUCCGGUUCUACUCAGACUACUGGAGGUUCUGGUUCUCAGACUACUGGAAGCGGCGGUGCUACCACUACCACAAGCAAGGGCCUUGCUGCCCAGAUGACUGCCGCCCCUGGCAUCCUUGCCGCCGCCGGUCUUGCUGCUCUCCUCAUCUAA
Molecule: messenger RNA, 801 nt
Organism: Pochonia chlamydosporia 170
Lineage: Eukaryota; Fungi; Ascomycota; Sordariomycetes; Hypocreales; Clavicipitaceae
Product: CFEM domain-containing protein
Exons: 3
Coding region: 1-801 (266 amino acids)
Source: RefSeq, a predicted model, not a curated record